AAUGAAUAAACUUAGUCACAUGACCUGUCAUAUGAUUUGAGGUCACCGCCAUCAAAGAUUAGCUGCGUGAAAACGAAACUCAUUCAUUUUUACGGGAAUACUGACGAAAUACUGAACACGGCCUAACCCCAAAAUUCAAGAGCGAAGCGCGGAAGUAAAAUCAUGGUUGUGCAGCAUUUUAUUGCCGUGUUGUUGGUUUCAGUAUGUGCAGCAACUCGCAUUCAGUUCCCAGAAAAGAACGCGUGUAUCCUCAUUGAUUUUGAGACAAACAACAGUCUUAGCUGGACACCUGGAAAUGGAACAGAAAUGGCCAUUGCUAACUGGGAUAUCUCCAACUUCAGUGUUCCAGAAGGCAACUGCUCGGGUACCCCCUAUCUUGUCAUAAAAUUCCAUGUAGAUAAUGCUACAUUACGGUUCGAUUUCAACAAUGAUUCAGGCAAAGUAGACCUAAAGAUGACGUUAAACUUUAGGCCAGAUGUUGUUUUUAAGAACAAUACAGAUAAAAAACAAGUGAAGAUUAGUGUUCCUUUGAUGGCGGGAAGUACAGAAAAGGCUUUCAAGUGCAACAGUGAGCAGAAAGCUCCUGGGAAGAAGAUGGUUGGAAAAGAUGAAUAUAAAAUAACUUACAGAAUAACAAAUUUGAAGACUCAAGGAUAUGGAGUAGAAAAUGGUACAUACAGUAAAGAUACUGAAGAAUGUCCGGAAGAUACUCCCACAACUGUUCCACCAAACACUACCGUUACAACUGCUCCACCAAACACUACCGUUACAACUGCUCCACCAAACACUACCGUUACAACACAUCCGCCUACGACUACAACACAACCUCCAAACGCCCCGAAAGUCACGCUAUAUGCCACAGAUGGAAACAAGACAUGUGCUAUGAUGCAGGGUGCUUUCACUUUCAUGAUUCCAUACAACACAAGUAAAAAGGGCACAGAAUCUGCAAAGGUCGAAAUACCGCAGAAUGUAAAAUCGGAGGGAAACUGUAUGAAUCAAAAUAUGAUCGACAUCUUGAAGGCCACAUUUGGUGGUGGCUGGGAGAUGGAUUUUGUCUUCAGAGGCGACGGUACCUAUAUCUGGUUGGAUCAACUCAAUAUGACUGUUGUUUAUAAUGAAACACUCUUCCCAGAUAUUGUAAAAGAUAAAAAUGGUACAAAUGCUACAUUCAGUGCCAAAUUUGAUAAUGCUUUCAAAGCAAAGAAAGAAGGCUCAUACUUGUGUGAUUCUGAAACCACUACAACCAUUACCAGCGGAAUUACAAUGAAGACAAAGGAUUUCCAGUACACUGCACUGCAGGAUAAUGUUACAAAAUUCAGUGAUAAAAAUGUAGCAGAAUGUAGCGCAGAUGCUAAGACAAGCAGCAUCGUUCCAAUCGCUGUUGGCGCUGCACUCGCUGGUCUGGUUGUGAUUGUUCUCAUCGCUUACCUGAUUGGUCGCCGAAGGAACAGGAAGGGAUACGAGUCUGUAUAAUCAUGCUGACAAAUCGAUAAAUUAGUUACUUGAGAAUACGGUAGAAUCGAUGAAGAAAAACUGAACAAAAUAUCCAAAACUCUUUCUUUUAAGACAAACUGUAUCAAGAAUGCAUAGAGAAUGCCAAAGAACUCUGACAAAAGUGAAAUUAAUAUGAUACUAUCAGAGAGAAAGGAAUGAAAUUUAAAGGAAUGAUGAUUUAAUUUCAAAUUAUAGUGUUAAAGUUAAUAACUGUUGAUUUUAAAAUUUAACUUAUUGAAACUAAUGCAAUAAGCAGUGCUUACUUUUAUCCCAGGCUGAUUGGAUAAUCUCACAUAAGUAUAAGGCCGACGUUGCACCUUUAGAUUUUUGUAAAGAUGUUAAAUUCCGAGAGGUGAAUGCCAAAGAGGUCUUAGUGCUUAUAAAUAAAGCAGCACUUAAAAUUCUUUCACGUUCAUCCCAGACUUUGUUAAAUGAUAAUUUUGUUUGAAUUUAUUAAGUCAUUGCUGUGUUAGGAAAAAAGGUAUCACUAGCAGACAGAAAUUAAAUGGGUGUUGUUUUUUUCUCCUCUGAUUUUGUUUACACCUUGUAUACGUUGUACUUCAGCACAAAUACCUGUAUUUUUGUCAGUGUGUCGGCCUGUAAUUUCUUUCCAUCUAUUUACAUGUUAAUUUCUGUGAACAUUUUUUUGUCUUUCAUGGAUUAAAAAUGUAUCCAGUUUCUUAAUUUUUUGUAGUUAGACUGUUGGAAUGUUGUUUGAAUAAUUCAUGCACAAGUUUUCAUACCAAGUUUUGUAAAAUGUGGAACAAAUUGUAACAAACCAUUGACUUCAUGGUUAGCAUUGAUCAUGGAUAUUGAGGGAGCUUAAAUUGUUUUACAAACUCACAUUGAAUUUAGGUUUAUCUAUACAAUCUAGAAGAUACAAAUUCUGAAAAGUUCUUACCAUAAAAGUAAGAGGUCCAUUUAGAACUUCCAUUGCUAAAACAAUGGGAUUCUGGUGAAAUUUCGACAAGUCAUUUCACAUAUUUCUGUUUACAUGCAGUUGCGGUCAGAUCCUAUCUUAUAUCUUUCUUGAAAAGUAAUGCAUAAAAGAAAAGCAACGAAAUCAUGUUUUUUUCUACUUUAGAUAAUUUUCUGCCAUUUGUAUGUUUACUUGGAAAAAUCUAUAAGAUCAUGUCAAAGCAUUUUCUCAUUGCAUGUGUUAAUUGUGAAGUUUUGUUGUAAUCUGUGUGAAAAAAACCCAGCAAGUUUAGCUGUAAAUUUUGUCCUUACCAGUGUUAAUUUAAAACGAACAAUGUACAUACAUGUUAUAGUUUUAUUAUAUAAACAUAUAUAGUGAAUAAACAUAUAUAGUGAAGAAGUACACUAAAUCAUGUACAAUAGAAAAAUGGAAUUCAAGAAUGAAGCAUUUUGCACUUAAUGUACAUGUGUUGUGUAUAUUCUAGAAAUAUUUCAAAUUUGAAAUUGAAUUCGAGAAGGCUUUUUUUUUUCAUCUUAAGCAGUGUAAUGACUUUUUGGUCGAAAAUUUAUAAAUGGCAGUAAACAGUGCAUCAUAACAAUUUAUGACUGUAGUGUAAAAUACAAUUGUAUACAAGAUUUUCUAUUAUGUUGCAUUUUUCAUACUGAACGAGAUUUAAAACUGAAAGAGCUCACCGAUUAUUAUGGUACGACAGCCUAGUUUCUGUAUAUAGAAAUGUGUACAAGUUUGUCCAGGCUAAAAUGAGUGUAUGCCAGCAAGGCUAAUAUUGGUAAAGAAGGCUUGAAUAGGCGUCAGGUCUUCAACAAGUUUGACAUCCUCGUUUUCCACGGAGUUAAGGGAUGAUGAUCAUUUACGGAACCGCCACGUUUGUCCGGAUAAAAACUAACACAAGAUCAGAGUGUAGAAUGGUUUUAAGAGUGAGUAACAAUUUGAUGCCAUUGUCAUGUUGUUUUAAUAAAAUCCACUUCAUUCCAUUAUUUUGUACAUAUUGUAGAUUUAUAUAAAACUGCACAAAAUGUACCUAAACGUUUGUAUGCGUGUAAACAUAAUAAUGUCUCACUAUACCUGAGAAUAUUUGUUAACUUUGAUUUCUUUCGUCAGAUAAAAAAUUUGUUCUCCGUUGCAGUUUUGUGUGCGUUAGAUAUUAGAAAUUGCUUCACUCACAUUUGACUAAAUUAGCAGUAUGCUGAUAAAUUGUUCUUAAAUUAUAAAAUAGUAGAAUGGUCUGUGUAGGAGUUGAACAAUGUUGAAAGGUUGUAAAUACCGUUUAUGCAAUAUAUUCUCCAUGGAUUUUGCCCAAGAAACUUGUCUAUUUUGCAAGAAAAUGAGUCCACACUUCGGAUUAUUUUCAACAGAUUGAAGAAGCCAGUUUUUGGCGCUGCUGUAGAAACAUAAAAAUCCAAAACUGUAAAAUUUGAAGAGAUGUAAUAGUUUGUUGUAGAUAAUGCUAAAUUGCAGCCCUGCCUCUGGACAUUUGUUAUUGUUGCUUACAUAACUACUGUAAUAUACCCGGUAUAGUUCUGCACACACUUUUCAAGCAAAAAUUGUCCGAAUUUCACCAUGCCAAUAGUAGUUUAAGAUUCAAGUACUAAAUUCCAUCUGAUGUGUGUUUACAGGUUGUAACAUAAGAUAUACCUCAACUAAGUUAAUUUUGUUAUAAUAGUAGAGGACAUUUUAUUUUUGGCAUCAGGUAUUUUCAUUUAGAUUAACAGAAGCGGAAACGCUUGAACGUGUUCUGAAAAAGGCGAACAAUACUAUCAUGGAUGUACAGUCAUUUUAUGUCACAAAUAGAACAUUAUGUGAUACAAGUUUAACUGUUUUGCUGAGAGUACAUCAAAGUUGUAUCCGCUACCAUUUUGAUGUAAAAAAAAUCUCCCUUUUUUCGAGAUUAUAAAAAUAUAAAAGAAACAUUUUAAUAAAAAUUAGCCUUUCAAAUUGUUUCUACAAAUACUUUGUGUCAUAAAAACUCCAAACUUAAUUUUUUAUUGGCUUGACUACACUUUUACAAAAUAUUCAGUUUAAAUGCUUUUUUGCAGAUUUAUUUUCUUGAUGAAUCAUUUAGAAAACUUCCUCAAUUUUUGGUUUAAUAGGGUAAUCUGUUUUUCAGCCGAAAGUUAUGUAAACUUAUUUAUUUCCUCAUGUUUAAAGUUUUUUCUGUUUUAUUACAUUCUUUGUUAAUGUUUUUUAGCGAGUGAUUGGCGAGUGUGUUUUUUUUUAUAUGUACUGCAAUACUCACUCUAUGUUAAAAGUGCUUUUUGAUAAAAAAAAAAUGUGCUAUAUCUAAGUUUGACAGUUGUUGCAAAUGUAUGAUAAUCACAUACAUGUAUUCACAAAUCUAUUUUUAGAAAGGUUUGGUAGUGCAAUUAUACAAUGAUAAUAUGGCACACAUAGUUAAUGAUAGAUUUUUCUACUCCGCUGCAUUUUAUGGGGACAGUAGAUAAAUAACUUAUUAAAUUUAAUGUUUGGAAAUUUUCACCUUUUUUGUGUUUUGUAGUUGUAAGCAUCAGUCUGUUAACAAAAUUUUUAAUUUUGUUGGUCUUUGUGUGCGCUUUUUGGUUUUAAAAAAACAACACAUUUUAGGUCUAAAUUUAAUAUAUAAAAAAAAAUCUGCUACUUUUUGUUCCUCGAGUUUUUCUAGAUCUUAAGCUGAUACAUUUACAACAUGAUAUGUGAAUUAACAACUUGUUCUUUAGCUGUCAUAUUAAACACUGUGUGUUGGGGUUGAAUUAAUAAUCUGACUUGCAUAUAUUUACUACGGAAGUCCCAAAUUGUUAAUAUGUAUGUCACUUGUGUGUAGGCAGAUACUGAAUAAAUGCUUAUUUUUUGUA
This is a messenger RNA of Mercenaria mercenaria, 5259 nucleotides long. Its product is annotated as lysosome-associated membrane glycoprotein 1-like. The transcript is spliced from 9 exons. Lineage: Eukaryota; Metazoa; Mollusca; Bivalvia; Venerida; Veneridae. Gene Ontology annotation, cellular component: membrane. Bases 163 to 1473 code for a protein of 436 amino acids. The record is from RefSeq and is a predicted model, not a curated record.